GCAAAACAGUCAGACGCUCAGUCACCGGGAGGCUUCUCCACACUCAAGAUAGCUAAAUGGUUCCAUCAUCAUACUGAUACUGGUGAAAGACUUGAGAAACAUCAGCUGCCUCCUGACUGUGGUGGGACUUCAUCAACAUUUCCUCACUGGGAUCGAGAGAGGUGGAGACAGCAGUGUGAGGCUCGGCAGGUCGAGCUACAGCCCGGUAACUCAUGGCGAUCAACACAGACGUUGAGGACUGGGCCGGGGUUGGGAGCCAUGACUCUGGAGAGCGAGCCUGGCUCCUGCAGAGCCCCAGCGUGGAAUCGGUCCGGCAUCUUGAGACGGAGGCCGGGGGGGGCGGCGGCGGCGUGUCGUCCUGGGCAGCGGUCUUCAUCGUAGUGAACGCAGCACUGGGAGCAGGUCUACUAAAUUUCCCCGCAGCCUUCAAUAUGGCAGGAGGAGUGACUGCAGGAGUUAUUCUCCAAAUGUUUAUGCUGAUCUUCAUAAUCAGUGGAUUGGUGAUCCUGGGCUACUGCUGCCAGGUGAGCAACGAAAGCACCUAUCAGGAGGUUGUCAGAGCCACUUGUGGGAAAUUCACAGGGAUCUUAUGUGAAGUAGCCAUUGCCAUCUACACCUUUGGGACCUGUAUUGCUUUCUUUAUUGUCAUUGGAGACCAGCUGGAUCGCUUGGUGGCUGCAGUGGUUCAUGACAAAGAUGGCUCAGUCAGCAGCGCCUGGUACACUGAUCGUAAAUUCACCAUCUCUGUUACUGCAGUCCUCAUUAUUCUCCCUCUCUCCAUCCCCAAAGAGAUUGGCUUCCAGAAGUAUGCCAGUGCGCUCAGUGUGAUGGGGACCUGGUAUGUGACCAUCGUGGUCAUCAUCAAGUACAUCUGGCCGGAUAAAGCGGCGAUCCCAGUCUACGUUCCCACCAGUUCUUCUUCCUGGACUGCAGUUUUCAAUGCAAUGCCCACCAUAUGCUUUGGCUUCCAGUGCCACGUCAGCUGUGUGCCGGUGUUCAACAGCAUGAGCAAGAAGGCGAUCAAACCGUGGGGAGUCGUGGUCACUUUUAGCAUGAUCAUCUGCCUCUUCGUCUACACAGGAACAGGUGUCUGUGGCUUCCUGACGUUUGGCUCUAACGUCAAUCAGGAUGUGUUGAUGUCGUAUCCUUCAGACGAUAUUGCAGUGGCCAUCGCAAGAGCUUUUAUAGUCAUCUGUGUCAUCACCUCCUACCCCAUUUUACACUUCUGUGGCAGGGCCGUCAUUGAGGGGCUUUGGCUGCGUUUCCAAGGUGAGCAGGUGGAGUUGUGUGUGCGUCGCGAGCAGAGGCGGAGGAUCCUGCAGACGCUGGUGUGGUUCACCAUCACCCUCACCCUCGCACUCUUCAUCCCGGAUAUUGGUCGGGUGAUCUCUCUGAUCGGGGGAUUGGCUGCCUGCUUCAUCUUUGUCUUCCCAGGUUUGUGUUUGAUGCAAGCCAAGCUGUCAGAGACAGACAGCCGAACUACAAGCUGGCAUGGAAUGGUGGUCUUCGGUAUUAUAAUGGUUACGAUUGGAACCUUCAUCUUCGGCCUCACCACGACAAACUCCAUCUACCAGGACAUCAUCAGCUAAGAGGAGCAGUUUUAUUGGAGCCAGCUGUGUCAAAGACAGAGGGGCCUCAGUCCUGUGCUGCUAUUUCUGAACUACGAUGGAGAGAAGCAUCUCACGACACUCAUUUAAAAAAAAAUUCCUCCGGCAUUUCACAUCUCUGCUCCACACUGAGUAAAAGCCCCACAGAUCUUUACUCAGUCAGGUAGUACUCGGAGACAUCCUGCAAUGCCAAAUGACUUCAGACACUUUUAUUUGAUGUACAGUUUAAAGUGCAUGUUUUAUGUUUUUAUGAUGGUUGGAAACCGUUUGUGGCGGUUUAGUGGCUCCCUGUACGUCCUGAGGGACUUUAUAUAAAGGGGUCUUACAAUCAAAUUGAUUUUAAUAAUGAAAUUGUACCAAUUUAUGUAUUUUAACUUGCAUGUCUUCAUGUUUCUUAUCUAAAAUAUUGACAUGUUGUGGUUCUCAGAUCAAAUACAGUUCCACACUUUAUAGUGCUGCUGCUAUUUCCCACAAAAGAAUUUAGUUUCUUCCCCAAUAAAAGUUUUGACUGGGUGCAGACGAAAGUACACAAACAUUGAGUGGUGUGAAAACUGCAGGCCAGCUCUUUUCAAAUCUUUGUGUAAACAUUCAAUACCUCUAAAUGAGUUGAAAAAUAAUACAUUUAGGAAAGCAUGAGUUUUGUUUCUUAUAUUAGAAUUACUAAUGAUUUUAUAAUUGGCUUUGAGGUGAAACUGUAAGUCAGCAGGUCUUAAACAGUCAUGCUGAUGAAAACCCAAACUCUUUCUGUAUGCAAAAAAUGAUACUAAGAACUCAAUUUGUACACUAUUUACAGAAAAGUGACUCAGGCACACUGAUAAUUUACUUGAAUCUGUUCAUGCUGAAGACUAAGUUUUUUUUUAACCUCAAACCAAUGUGAGCUUUCUUUUAUUACCAAAUGUUCAAGACUUGACGCUAAUAUGAUAUUCAUUAAACAAUUGAGAACAGUUAUUUAAACUGCUGGUCAUUUUGGGUAUGUUAAUGCAAGUGAGAUUUGAAAACUUUCAGUUUGUACUUUUUAUGAAACCCAGCCAUACUGUUUGUGGAAAAGGGAGUUACAUUAAGGGAUUCUUUUUUUGUCAAUGGUAGAAUACAUUUACUAUGUACACACUAAUGAAGGUAAGGAAACUAGUUAAAACAAUGCCAUCUGCCACCAGUAGGAGAACUUGAAUGUGUAGUUAUUGCUGGGAUUUUAAUUGUUUUUAUGAUUUGGUGUUCAGUGUCAACAUGUUUUUCCAAUCAUUUUGGUGCUGCAAACUAGUUUUUACUCUUGUCAGGUGCAUUUAUGAUUUCUGUUACUGUUUUACCAUGGAUGUCGUUUUUUUCCCCCUUCCAAGUCAUUUAGUUCAGAAAUCAAGUCGAAUGUUUUCUCAUACAGAGAAUUGACGCAAACAAAGUUAAUUGAAUGUUUUAAUGUGUAUACUGAACAGAGCUACCUGUGAUAUCCCAAUUAAAACAGUCAGGGUAUGUGAAUAAAAGCUGACAAUACA
Messenger RNA from Trematomus bernacchii (emerald rockcod), 3094 nucleotides. RefSeq names its product solute carrier family 38 member 7 (gene slc38a7). Lineage: Eukaryota; Metazoa; Chordata; Actinopteri; Perciformes; Nototheniidae. Gene Ontology annotation, molecular function: L-glutamate transmembrane transporter activity; L-histidine transmembrane transporter activity; L-alanine transmembrane transporter activity. Gene Ontology annotation, biological process: amino acid transmembrane transport. The record is from RefSeq and is a predicted model, not a curated record.